Molecule: messenger RNA, 666 nt
Organism: Acanthaster planci (crown-of-thorns starfish)
Lineage: Eukaryota; Metazoa; Echinodermata; Asteroidea; Valvatida; Acanthasteridae
Product: collagen alpha-1(II) chain-like
Source: RefSeq, a predicted model, not a curated record
AUGCCCCCGGCGCUUCGCUUGUGCGCCCGGAAGACGAUCAAACUUGAUGAUUUAGAGGAAGUAAAAGUCCUAACAAGGCCUCCGCAGGUGAACCUGUGGAAGGAUCAUUACCGAGCAGAGAGAACGUGCCCGGCCGGCCCGCUUCCUUCCGCCGAGGCGGAGAGGCCGGCCACCGUGCUGUUUUCCGGGUGUAGGUGGGAGUGGCACACGCCAGGGUGCGCCGCAGCCCCUGCCGAGUGGGCGCAGGACUCCCAGCGCUCGCCGGGGUCCCGGGACGACGGGGCUCGGCCUCGAAUGGACCGGGGGGAUCGGCCACUGCAGGCGACCAACGCUUCCAGUACCCACCUCGCCGGGGGGCAGGGCCUGAGGGCACCUCCGCGCCCUGCCGCGUGCACUUCUCCCGAGCGCGGCGCCUGCGACCGGCUGGGCAUCCGGGCCGGCAGAGGCCGGCUGGUUGGGGUUCCUCCGGCCACCCCGGUCCCCCGACGGGGGGGCCGGUCGGAGAGCAUAGAGAACGGCCGUGGUCGCGCCGGCCGCCCGGCCGAGGAAGGGACGACGGGCCUCGCCCGCCCGUGCGCCGCCAGAGGGCUGCCCGGCCCGCCAGAGGGUCCCCAGCCGGUGUCGGCAGCGCCGAGGCGCCCCAGGUCCGCUGGCGAUUGUCGUUAG